GUUGAACCAGUUAACCAAAUGCCAAUGCCGAUGGACACUCCCGCCCCCCUUCCCGCUUUGGGGAUCCGCAAGCGCUUCGGCAAGUCCCGAGCCUGAUGCUUCCGGCCUGCUUCACCGCAGUCCAGGCCGGUUCCAGUUCCAGAGCCUCUGUCUCAGGCAAUUGUUAACCCAGAUCCAGAUCCCUGGCAUAUAUAAGAGCCAGUGCAGCCGCUUAAUCCCACAGACACAAAUCGCGCUUCACUAACGAUGGCUGGUUAUCCGAGUAGCAUCCACUGCCUUCUGCUCCUGGUCCUGCACGUGGCCAGCGGCCAGUUCCUUCACGGUCCCGCACCGCCUCGACCUCAGCGGUCGCUCUUCGGUCCUCCGGCUCAUGCCAUCGGUCCGCUCCACGGACCCUGGAGUGGCCCCAGCUUCAGCUUCGGCCACCUGCCGCCCUCCUCCAGCCCGCACGUGACCAAGGACGAGCUGCUGGCUCUGCUCUCCGCCUGGAAGGAUGUCGAGCCGAGGCCCACAACGCCGGCACCCGAGCCGGAGGAGGAACCAGAGCCAGAGACGACGCCUGCUCCACCACCACCACCACCGCCGCCAGAGGAGGACGAGGAUGAGCCCGAGCCAGAGGCGCCAGCUGCUCCCGCACCACCACUUGGCCCGCCUCCCGGCGUUCCGGUCACCGUUUCCCUGCCCGCUCUGGUGCCCAUCCAGCUGGCGGCCAUGUGGACGCAGCCAGGUCCCGGCGCAGCGGCCGGCGGACUCGGCAACCUGGGCCUGGCCGGCUUGGGCAUCGGAGGAGGCAUUGCUCUGAACAAUCUGGGCGGUGGCGGAGCAGCAGCCGCCGGCGCCGCUGCCGUAGGAGGUGGUGGAGGAGCGGCGGCAGCCGGAGCAGCUGCAGCCACUGCCCGUUCCGGUCGUUCGCGGGCCAGAGCAAGGAUCGGAGGACGAGCCCCGUCCGCCAUCCGCUUCCCGGUGGCUAAUCCUCGCAGCUUUGCAUCGGGCAACUAUGUGGCUCCCAGGCCACGCUACUAUCGCGACACGGAGUCCAUGCGCCUGGAUGUGAUGUCCGCUCCUCCCCAGUAUCCGAUGGCCAAUCUCCCGGGUCCCGUGCAGCUGGUGAACGCCUACUGGCAGUGAGAGUCCUUCCGCCCCGGAGUCCUGCGUCUGUCCUCCAAGUCGUAAUAUUACUUAAAGCUCUAAGCUCUACCUGUACAAAGUUAUAGUUAUGUAUAUGAGCAGGUGUCUGUGGAAUGCCAUCUAUUGUUAACAAGUGGAUUUGUUUUUUUUUUAUGUGUUUAACUUGACAAU
Messenger RNA from Drosophila ananassae, 1299 nucleotides. Its product is annotated as gametogenetin. The coding region runs from base 247 to 1128 and encodes 293 amino acids. The record is from RefSeq and is a predicted model, not a curated record. The transcript has 2 exons. Lineage: Eukaryota; Metazoa; Arthropoda; Insecta; Diptera; Drosophilidae.